This is a messenger RNA of Penicillium daleae, 897 nucleotides long. Its product is annotated as Tetratricopeptide-like helical. The coding region runs from base 1 to 897 and encodes 298 amino acids. Gene Ontology annotation, molecular function: protein binding. The record is from RefSeq and is a predicted model, not a curated record. The transcript has a single exon. Lineage: Eukaryota; Fungi; Ascomycota; Eurotiomycetes; Eurotiales; Aspergillaceae.
AUGCACCGACUAGUGCAGCUAACCGUACGCACCUGGCUCAAAGCCCAUGGUCAGCUCGAACAGUGGAAGGGGCUAUUCAUCGAAAAUCUAUAUUCUAAAUUUCCGACCGCUGAGUAUGAGAAUUGGGAAAGAUACCGGUCGCUCUUUCCACACAUGAAAGUAGCGGUAUCACAACGGCCAGAAUCCCCAGUCUCGGUACAGCAAUGGGCUACGCUACUUUAUAGAGGCGCGUGGUAUGCGCAAGAAAGCGGGUAUAUCACAGAAUCGAUGGAAAUGGCAUAUAGGUCGAGAAAGUAUAGAUUAAAAGUGUUCGGUGCCGAGAAUGAGGAGGCGCUCGAGAGCACUGCGAUGUUAGCAGGAGCAUAUCAGUUGGUGGGUCGGUGGGAAGAAGCCGAGCAGCUCUUUGUGCAGGUCAUGGAGACUCGCAAGUCGAAGCUCGGCGCGGACCAUCCUGACACGCUGACGAGCAUGGCCAACCUAGCGUCGACAUUCUGGUACCAGGGCCGGUGGGAGGAGGCCGAGCAGCUCUUUAUGCAGGUCAUGGAGACUCGCAAGGCAAAGCUCGGAGCGGACCAUCCCUCUACGCUGACAAGCAUGGGCAACCUAGCAUCGACGUUAUGGAACCAGGGCCGGUGGGAGGAGGCCGAGCAGCUCGAGGUGCAGGUCAUGGAGACUCGCAAGGCGAAGCUCGGCGCGGACCAUCCUGACACGCUGACGAGCAUGGCCAACCUAGCUUUCACCUUGGAAUCUACCGGCCGUCGUUCUGAGGCGAUCGAUUUGCUUAGAAUCUGCGUUGCAAAGCAGCAACGAAUAUUAGGUCCUGCUCAUCCUGACACUGUGUCUAAUUCUGAUACUCUGCUCGCCUGGGAGACUGGGGAUGUGGCUAUCAAGGCAUGA